Schizophyllum commune H4-8 is the source of this 741-nucleotide messenger RNA. Its product is annotated as P-loop containing nucleoside triphosphate hydrolase protein. Gene Ontology annotation, cellular component: cytoplasm. The record is from RefSeq and is a predicted model, not a curated record. The transcript has 5 exons. The coding region runs from base 1 to 741 and encodes 246 amino acids. Lineage: Eukaryota; Fungi; Basidiomycota; Agaricomycetes; Agaricales; Schizophyllaceae.
AUGAAGACGCGCGUAAUCCUCGUCGGCGUUGGUGGCGCGACGUGCUCGGGCAAGACGACGCUUGCCAAGCACCUGAAGCGCAUCAUCCCCAACAGCGUGAUCAUACACCAAGACGUACGCAUCUCCCCUCCCGCGCAACUCAUCCCGAUCCAUCCAAAGUAUGGUGUACAGGAUUGGGACUGGCCAGAUGGGGCGAUAGAUUGGGCACGGAUGAUUAGGUUCUUGAAGGAGGUGAAGCAGACGGGGCGUAUACCGGACGACCACUACAGCCACGAUCACUUGAACGAGCAGAAGGACGUACCGAUACCCGAGGAGGUGCGUGCGCGAUGGACGCAGCAGUUCCAGGAGCUCGCCGAGCGAGAGAGCAGACAAGGAGAGCAGCUGGUAUGGGGACUGGUGGACGGUUUCCUGCUUUACUGGCAUCCGGAGGUGUUCGAGCAGCUUGACAUUCGGUUCUUCCUUCGCGUGCCGGAGGAAACCCUCAAGAAGCGCAGACAUGAAAGACACGGCUACCAUACUGCUGAGGGAGCGCUAUGGCGAGACCCACCGCAUUACUGGGAACAGAUCGUCUACCCGGCCUACGUCGAGGCGCACAAGCACAUCUUCGAGGGUGGAGACGUUGAGCAUGGGCGUGUCUCGCGAGACGACAUAGUCAUUAUCAAUGCCUUGGAGGAGAGCAUGGGUGGCAUUGUCGAAAGAUGCAGCCAUGACCUGGUGUCGUAUGUGGAGAAGGCGCAUUGA